Molecule: messenger RNA, 2575 nt
Organism: Pseudomyrmex gracilis
Lineage: Eukaryota; Metazoa; Arthropoda; Insecta; Hymenoptera; Formicidae
Product: cathepsin O-like
Exons: 7
Coding region: 1232-2350 (372 amino acids)
Cellular component (GO): lysosome
Molecular function (GO): cysteine-type endopeptidase activity
Source: RefSeq, a predicted model, not a curated record
GUAUUAUGUUCAUAAUGUCCACAAUUAUUUCCACUUUUAAUUUUAUUUGAAAAAAUCCUUCAAUUUAAAAAAUUUCACAAAAACUCGCUUUUUGUUCUAGAAAUCAAUUAACCUCGAAACUGAAUUGAAAAGCGUCCCGCAACGAUUUAAAAUGUCGAGUUUUUACAAUAUUUAAAAAAUUACUAAAUAUACAAAAUUUUGAAAAUAGCUUUUUUGCAUAAAAAAUUGUUGGAGAACAUCAUAAAACACUCCUUGAUGGAGUUUUUCAAGUUAAUAGUAUUUUUGACUAAUACAAGUUGUGAAUUGUUGGAUAAGUUUUAAGUUCAUUUUAAGAUACUGUACGGAUUUCAUUGGUUACAUAUCACAUCUCAAAAGAAACGUAAGAUAGUCUUAAAAAAUAAUAUUCAAUUAUCAAUACCAGCCAUACUUUCGAUUUUGAUUUUUUUAUAACUACACUCUGUUCAAUGAGAGAAUAUCCUCGGAGCGGAUAAAAACUUGUCUGUUUCGCGCAUAUUCUCUAUCAGAAAGCUCUCCCACCUCACAGCUCUCGGCUGUCAGCGAGUAUCCCGCGCUCCCCACUUUGCCUGUUUUGCUUUCCCUAUGCGCAGACCGAGGAUAUUCUCUCAUUGAACAGAGCAUACAGAAUUUAACCAGAAUUUAUAACACAUUAAAAUGUUAAAAAUUCAUCCAAACAUAAAUUUCUAGCUUAAUGAAGUUUAACCGGUUCGAAAAUGAUUCAACUCGACUCGAAAAAUCGCAAGAAAACAAUGGGGAAUUGUCCGCGUCGCCGUGGAAAACGCUUGAAAGUUAACAAGUUUUUAAACGUCACUAGAUAGGGAAUUUUUUUGAAAUUUUCUUUUUUCUUUAAAAUCCACGUCAGAAUAUUGAAAAACGGUCGGCGUUGUAUUGAAACGUCAAAAUUUACAAUUUGCAAAAAUUCUUUAAUAUAUUAGGAAAUUUUCAAAAGUCGGUUUUUUCUGUCAAAAAAAAUCGCAUCAGAACAACGCAGCUCAUUAAGAUACAAACUUUUUAUUAUUUUUAAAUAUCUCUUGAUGAGAAUAAUUUUGUAAACCUGUAAAUUCACACUGCGCUAAUUUCAAAUGCGCUUCGUGUCGUUGUCGAGUUUCAUAGACCGUGUUUAUCUUAUGUUACAUUACAGUACUGAAAAUCUAUAUUGUGUACUAUACAUACAUAUAUAUAUAUAUACUUUAUCUGACACAUACUAUACUCAAUGCGUGACGAGUAUCGCGCGCGAGAAUGUUGUGCAUAUCGCGCUUCACACAAGAAUAUGGAGUGGCGUACAGUGGUGAUAAUAGUACUGGUCGUGAGUCUGUGUUUCUUUAUAAUACCGAUCAGAGUGGGGCCGGACAAAAAUUUCGAAGACGCUAAACUGUUCGCGGAGUAUGUUACUCGUUACAAUAAAUCCUACAAGAACAAUCCCGUCGAGUAUAAACAACGACUCGAACACUUUCAGAGAUCAUUGCGACAUAUCGAAAAGAUGAAUAGUUUUCGAUCGUCGCAAGAAAGCGCGCACUACGGACUGACGGAAUUCUCCGACUUGUCGGAGAAUGAGUUCAAAGAGCGAGCUCUGCUUUCCGACUUACCCUUGCGGAGCCAAAAACACACUACGGCUUCGUACUAUUAUCAGCAUACAUCGGAUUCGAUUGAUCACACAAAAAGAGCGACGAUGCCGCCUAAGAUCGACUGGCGUGAGAAAGGAGUUGUCGGGCCGGUUCUGAGCCAGGAGAGUUGCGGGGCGUGUUGGGCGUUCAGCACUAUUGGGAUGGCCGAAUCCAUGUACGCCAUCAAAAACGGAAGUUUCUAUUCCUUUAGCGUGCAGGAAAUGAUCGACUGUAUGCCGGGCGAUUACGGAUGCCAAGGCGGUGAUAUAUGCAGUUUACUCUCGUGGUUGGUAGAAUCGAAGACCACAAUUGUCUCCGCAAGCGCUUACCCUCUCACAUUGCGGGACGACGCGUGUACAUUGUCUAAGAAAAUUUCUGCAAAAACAUCCGGAAUAAGAAUAAAGGAUUUCACAUGCGACAGUUUUGUAAACGCCGAGAGCAAACUUCUGACACGGCUUUUUACUCACGGACCUGUAGCGGCUGCGGUGAAUGCCAUAUCUUGGCAGAAUUAUUUAGGCGGUGUGAUACAGUAUCACUGCGACAGUUCGUUCGACAGUUUGAAUCACGCCGUGCAAAUAGUGGGAUACGACUUGACAGCGAGUAUACCGCAUUACAUUGUUAAAAACUCGUGGGGGCCUACGUUUGGCAACAAGGGUUAUCUUUACAUCGCAAUCGGUAAAAAUUUAUGCGGCAUUGUCAAUCAAGUUUCGUCGCUCGAUGUUGUUUGAUUUAUAUUAUAAAGUUCGAAGUUUUACUUGUGAGAGAUAAGUAAAAAGAGGAACUAAAAGAAAUUGAAUAUAUUAUAAUAACGUAAUAUAUAUACGUAUAUUGCAAUAUAACUAUAUAUAAAUUUUUUACAGAGAACAAUACGUCGAAUUCAGAAGUAUGACAAUAAAAUAUUCUAUUACGCACGCAUGUAUAUGUUAUAAUAAACAUUGGCAUCUUGUUUUAAA